This is a messenger RNA of Apis florea (little honeybee), 1157 nucleotides long. RefSeq lists its product as uncharacterized. The record is from RefSeq and is a predicted model, not a curated record. Lineage: Eukaryota; Metazoa; Arthropoda; Insecta; Hymenoptera; Apidae.
AUGGAUGCAGCUUUCAUUCUGGCUCAAUUUUUCGGAAGCGGUACAUUUUGGAAAGGGAUUGAACGAGGGUGCUCACCCCUCACUCCUUCCAACUAUCCCAGCCACAUUGCGCCCUUCUCUUCCUUCCAAAAAACUUCUCCACUCUCCUAUCUCUCUUUGAUUCACGCACCAGAGGCAGAAACCCUCUCGCUCGCUUCCUUCCUUCCAAAAAAUCCUCUUCUUCCCUUCUCUCUCUCGUUCACCCUUUCUUCCAAAAAAUCCUUUUCUUCCUUUUUCCCUCGCAUCUCCUUUUUAUCCACGCACGAGGGAGAAACUCUCUCUUUCUUGCUCACCCUUUCUUCCAAAAAAUCCUCUUCCCUUUUUUUUUUGUCACGUCUCUUUUUCACUCACGCACAAACCCUUUCUCUCUCUCUCUCCCCUCACCAUCCUUUCUUCCAAACUAUCCCAGCCACGUUGCACCGUUCUCCUCCCUCCCACGACCCCUUUUUUCCCUUCGUACACUCGCGCCUCUCUCUCUCUCUCUCCAUUCAAGUCCCUUUCUCUCUCCCUCUCUCUUUCUCUCUCCCUUUCUGGUGGAAAGGGCGGUGGAGGGGGUGGAGAGCGAGCGCAGCUGGGGGGUUGGAACGGUUGGAUCCGCUCAGUAGGUAUCGCGACGCGCUGCCGGCCGUAGCGCGCACUCUCCUGGCCCUCGAACUGGGUCACAAGCCCUCCGGACGAGGCACCGAGCGGAGCACACCGGGGCCAGUUGCGCGCCACGCAACACACGCGACACGCUCCCUCGUUACUUCCCCUCCCCCCCUUUUUUUUAUUCAUUACUAUUAUCAUUAUCGUCGCACAGAGAGACGGGGAGACGCGUUCGUUUCUCCUCUUCUAUAUGGGAAGUAUAUAUAUAUAUAUAUAUAUGUACGUGUUUUAUCCUCGUGUUUGUGUUCUCUCGGUUCGUAUAGUGAUAUAUGUAUUGGAAACGAGAGGGAUUAAAGGGUGGCAAGAUCGAUAAAUGGUCGAGAGAUUCAUGAAAAUACCCUUGUUUCGAAGUUCGCCACGAUGUGUGAUCAUCUGUUUUUAUCUUGGUGAUGAUUACGUUAAAUUCAGUGGGGGAAAAAGGUCGAAAGGGUGAAAAAUAAAAAAAAUAAAAAAGAAAAAAAAAAGAAAGAAAA